This is a messenger RNA of Puma concolor (puma), 2640 nucleotides long. RefSeq lists its product as uncharacterized. Lineage: Eukaryota; Metazoa; Chordata; Mammalia; Carnivora; Felidae. Gene Ontology annotation, biological process: regulation of cytokine production; regulation of immune system process; negative regulation of transcription by RNA polymerase II. The record is from RefSeq and is a predicted model, not a curated record. Gene Ontology annotation, cellular component: nucleoplasm; nucleus. Gene Ontology annotation, molecular function: DNA-binding transcription repressor activity, RNA polymerase II-specific; RNA polymerase II cis-regulatory region sequence-specific DNA binding.
AUGAUAGCCGUCAAGCAGCUCCUUCCUGAUGGGCCCCAGGUCUCAGUUUCCUUUGAGGACGUGGCUGUGCUCCUCUCCUGGGAGGAGUGGGGCUGUCUGGGCCCUGCUCAGAAAGGCCUCUACAGGGACGUGAUGCUGGAAACCUACAGAAAUCUGGUCUCGCUGGGACUUCAACGUUCCAAACCUGAUGUCAUCUCCAGGCUGGAGAAGGGGGAAGAACCAUGGGCCCCACACUCACUGAGAAUUGAGGAGAGCUGGAUCCGGAAUCACAGGAGUGGAAAUUUUGAGUCUCUAAUGGAAAAAAAGGAAUUAACUCCAAAACAGGAAAUUUCCAAAGCAGUGGAGUCCCAGAGAGCAAAACCAGAAGAACAUGCAAGAAAUAUAUCCAAGAAAUCUGAUUUUGAAGAAAUGUGUAAAACUGAGGGAAAGAUAAAGAAUUACUGGGAACAAUCUACAGUGGAAAGACUUAAGAAAUCCUUCUCCCAGAAGAACAAUUCCAGACCGGUGACAUUGACACGUGUGAAAACCCCUAGGGGGGAAGGCCAGAUAUCCGGUUCCACGGAGGUAAACUGCACUGCAGACCCAAACCCUGUUGGAUUUCAUCGAGGGUCUAGAGGGGAGAGUCUCCACCAGAAUGUGCCACAUGUAGAUGACUUUCAACAAACUCAGGACCUCAUUAAUCUCCCAUGUUUCCAUCUAGGAGAAAGAUCAUGUCAGACAGAUGUGUUUGUGAAAGUGGCCAGGCAGAGUUCAGUUCCUGGUGAGAGUCAGAGGGUUAACAGGCCAAAGAAAUCCUUUGAGUGUACUGAGUGUGGAAAACCUUUCAGCCCAAGUAGAGCUCUUUCUCAACAUGGGAGUAAUCACACCAGAGAGAAGCCCUUUGAGUGUGGUGGAUGUGGAAAAACUUCCUGCCACUGCUCUGUCUUCAACCAACAUCAGAGAGUUCACUGUGGAGAGAAGCCCCACACCUAUGCUGAGUGCGACAAAGCUUCCAGGGCUCAUGCCUACUUCAUUCAGAACCAUAACAUUCACACUGGAGAAAGACUUUAUGAGUGCAGUGAAUGUGGAAAAGCUUUCAGUACGUGUUCAUCUUAUAGUCAACAUCUUAAGAUUCAUACUGGGCAGAAACCUCAUGAGUGUAAUCAGUGUGGGAAAGCCUUCAGUCAUAGCUCUAACCUGAUUCAUCAUCAGAGAACUCAUAGCGGAGAGAAACCUUACACGUGUAAGGAAUGUGGGAAGGCUUUUAGUAGACAGUCACACCUCCUUCAGCAUGAGAGAACUCAUUCUGGAGAGAAACCUUAUGACUGUACUGAGUGUGGCAAAGCCUUCAGUGCACGAUUAUCUCUCAUUCAACAUCAGAGAAUUCACACAGGAGAAAAACCCUAUGAAUGCAAUGAAUGCGGGAAAUCCUUUAGCCUGAACCGAACCCUUAUCGUUCAUCAGAGAAUUCAUACUGGAGAGAAACCCUAUAGGUGUAAUGAAUGUGGGAAAUCCUUCAGUCAACGUUCCCAAGUCAUUCAGCACAAGAGAAUUCACACUGGUGAGAAGCCUUAUGUAUGCAAUGAGUGUGGAAAAUCAUUCAGCGCUCGCCUGUCCCUUGUCCAGCAUCAGAGAAUUCACACUGGAGAAAAACCUUAUGGAUGCAAUGAGUGUGGGAAGACAUUCAGUCAAAAGGGACAUCUGAUUCAGCAUCAGCGAAUUCACACUGGAGAAAAACCCUAUGAGUGUAAUGAGUGUGGAAAAGCCUUCAGCCAGAGUUUUAAUCUCAUUCAUCAUCAAAGGACACACAAUGGUGAGAAGCCCUAUGAAUGUAAUGAGUGUGAUAAAGCCUUCAGUGUGCUCUCUUCCCUUGUUCAACAUCAGAGAGUCCAUAAUGGUGAAAAGCCCUAUGAGUGUCACAAAUGUGGGAAGGCUUUUAGCCAGGGCUCACACCUCAUUCAGCAUGAGAGGAGCCACACUGGAGAGAAACCCUAUGAGUGUAACGAGUGUGGGAAAACCUUUGGGCAGAUAUCCACCCUAAUUAAACAUGAGAGAACACACAAUGGAGAGAAGCCCUAUGAGUGUGGAGACUGUGGAAAAGCCUUCAGCCAGAGUGCACACCUUGUCCGCCAUCGAAGGAUUCACACUGGAGAGAAUCCCUAUGAGUGCCGUGACUGCGGGAAGGCCUUCAACGUCCGCUCCUCUCUCAUCCAGCAUCACAGAAUUCAUACAGGAGAGAAGCCUUAUGAAUGUGAGAAGUGUGGCAAGGCCUUCAGUCAGCAUUCACAAUUUAUUCAGCAUCAGAGGAUUCACACUGGAGAGAAGCCCUAUAUGUGCAAUGAAUGUGAGAAAGCCUUCAGUGCACGCUUGUCCCUUAUCCAACACAAGAGAAUUCACACAGGAGAGAAACCCUACAAAUGCACUGAAUGUGGAAAAUCCUUCCGACAAAGCUCUCACCUCAUUCGUCAUCAGAGAGUUCACAGUGGAAAACGACCUUAUACGUGUAAUGAAUGUGGGAAAACUUUUAGUCAGAAAAUAACUCUUACUGGUCAUGAGAAAAUUCACACUGGAGAGCAAGCCUAUAAGUGUAUUAAUUGUGGGGCCCUCUUUAGUGCACAGGCAGCUUUCAUUCAGCAUCGUAAAGUCCACAAUGGAGAAUAA